AUGGCUGAUCAGGAUCCGGAAAUCGAAUCGAGGAGAGCAUGUCUACAUCGUCGCAUGCGCCAGACAGAUUUGAAGCGCAGUGAUGGCCAGAAGCUUCUAGACGAUCUUAACGAAGAGAUGGUAGCCCUGUCUAAGCUCAUAGAGGAAGCGGAGGAUUACGUGGAUACUACGACGAGGUAG
Parastagonospora nodorum SN15 is the source of this 180-nucleotide messenger RNA. RefSeq lists its product as hypothetical. The coding region runs from base 1 to 180 and encodes 59 amino acids. The transcript is spliced from 3 exons. The record is from RefSeq and is a predicted model, not a curated record. NCBI's taxonomy places the organism in Eukaryota, Fungi, Ascomycota, Dothideomycetes, Pleosporales, Phaeosphaeriaceae.